This is a messenger RNA of Linum tenue, 1547 nucleotides long. Lineage: Eukaryota; Viridiplantae; Streptophyta; Magnoliopsida; Malpighiales; Linaceae. The record is from the annotation of a GenBank genome assembly.
CACACGAUUAACUAAAAAUAGGGACCUGGCUUCUCUAGCACGUUCGUUUCCUCUCAAAAAUUACAACGGAAAAAAUAAAAUCCCAUCCCCAGUCCCAGGAGAAAAUUCCCAAUUUCCCUCCCAAAACCAACACCCACCGGAAAACAAACAAACAAACAAUAAGCAGCUCCCUCCCUCUUUCUCGCUCUUUCUCGCGUCAACAAACAGAAAAUCCCAGGAAAAACAAACAAACAAUCUCACACACGCAAAUCCUCCUCUCUCACAUUUUCCCCCUGCUCUGGUCUGGAUGAAUGAGUCUGUUCGACAGGUUCAGAUCCCAGGCCCCAUCCACCCCCACCAAGUCCCCAUCCACUCCCACGCAGGCCACCAUGAUGAAGAGCCUCCACGACUCUGACCACUUUCAGGCUGCAAUGGCGGAAACCCCCAGAUCGCAGCAGACGGCCCUGUCCCAGGUGGCCGACGCGUUCGAGGAGCUGGCCGAUCACCUGGCAAAAUCCAGCCGGAGAAACAACGACGCCGGAUCGCCACAACAAGAAGAAGAAGAUGGAGGAGAAGAAGAAGAAGGAGAGCCGGAGCUUCGAUUGGAUUCCUUCUGUCAGGCAUGCUCUUUGGUCUCCGUCCUCUUCAGCUGCCUCGGUCUCGCUUUUAAAUUCGCCGAGACAGAGUACGUCGCCAAGGUGCGUGAUCUGGUCGAAGCGUCCAAGACGUUCGAGAAUCUGCAGAAUGUGGUGGAUGUGGAUGCCGCCAACGGGACGGUGAGAACUGCAGGCAGCCAUACCAGAAACCUGCGUCGGGUUCGUCAAGGUCUCGACCUAAUCAGGGGAAUUUUCCAACAAUUCGUCGCCUCCGACGAUAAUUCGUUGAAGGAUGCUGCGACCACAGCUUACGCGCAAAUCUGCGCUCCUUACCACACCUGGGCGAUACGGACGGCGGUUUACGCCGGAAUGUACACGCUCCCCACGCGGGAGCAGCUUCUGGUGAGGCUGGAAGAAAGUGAGCAGUCGGCGGAGAAGAAGAUGAAGAGGUACAUCCAGGCUUCGCUUCCAGUGAUCCAGUACAUCGACAGGCUUUACACUUCCAGGAAUAUCACCUUGGAUUGGUAAGCUCCAACAAUUCUUGUGAAUUUUGAAUGGCUGCAGCCUAGCUCACUCCCCUGUUGCUUCAGAAACAGAGCAACUCAAUCCCACCGCCGGCCAGCAUUUCGGCCAGUUUGUUGUAUUUUACUACCUGUAACUGGUUGCAACUUGCAAACCACAUUCUUCACCAUAUUAGACUCUUAGGAUUCAUUUUGUAAAAGAAAAAAACCCCCUCGAUUCCUUUUGUAGACAACACCAAUAUUAUAUGUGACUUGUGUGUACAUACAAACAGUUGUCUGCAGAAAAAGCAAGUUUUGCAAGAUCAUCCCAAGAAAACUCAGAGAAAUGAUUUUUGAAUAGGCUGUCUAUGGAACUCUCAAGAGCACUUUUAUUCUUAUCUUUAACACAACUAGCCGAGAGCAUAAGUAACCUCUGCGAUGAGGGAACGACACCCUUUUCAGCUCAGAAGCA